AUACGAAUGCAAAAGAUCAGAAAAUAAAAGAAUUGGAAGAAAAACUAAUAACACUUCAAUCUUCAUCAACUACAAAGCGACGUUUUUCCGAUUUGGAUAAUUAUGAAGAAGAACAACAAAGAAACGUAAAAAAGAUUCGGGAUUACUUUCCCCCAUCAUCCUUUGCACUUAUUAAUAAUCUCAUUAAAUAUCAUGAUAAGGAUAAACAAUUACUUAUUCACCGUCCUCCAGAAUGCGUUGGCCCACCAGUACAAGUUUACAAUGAU
Scutellospora calospora is the source of this 266-nucleotide messenger RNA. The record is from the annotation of a GenBank genome assembly. Lineage: Eukaryota; Fungi; Glomeromycota; Glomeromycetes; Diversisporales; Gigasporaceae.